UCUCUCUCUUUCUCUCUCUCUCUCUCUCUCUAUCAAACACACACACUUGGGCUGGCUCCAUGGUAUAGGUUUAUAAAAGCACAACGUGAGAAGGGCACGCGAAUCUGACUCUUGGAGAAAUCGCCGCGGAGCAGGGACUCGGCGCAUAGGGGAUUACUGACUGCUUUGGAACGUGAGAGUCGUCCUGCAGACAGCGGUAGAUAGACGACACAAUGAACGCGGCCGUACUCUUCAUACUAGGUUGCCUGGUGUGGGAAGGCUUGGGGUUUCCAGAGCCGGAGAAGAACCCUGCAUUCUGGAAUGAAUGGGCCCAGCGCACGCUAAAAAACGCUUUGACCCUCCAAGAGCUCAACAAAAAUGUUGCUAAGAAUAUCAUCUUAUUUCUUGGUGAUGGUAUGGGCAUUCCCACAGUGACAGCAGCACGGAUCCUGAAAGGUCAACUGAGUGGCCUGAGCGGUGAGGAAACUCAGCUGGAGAUGGACAAAUUUCCCUAUGUUGCCCUCUCUAAGACAUACAACACCAAUGCUCAGGUACCAGACAGCGCGGGCACAGCCACGGCUUUCUUGUGCGGUGUCAAGGCCAAUGAGGGUACGGUCGGAGUGAGCGCAGCAGCUGUUAGAUCCCAGUGUAACACCACUCGGGGGAACGAGGUCACUUCUAUUCUUAGGUGGGCCAAAGAUGCAGGUAAAUCAGUGGGAAUCGUAACAACAACACGCGUGAAUCACGCCACACCCAGUGCAUCCUAUGCCCACUCCGUAGAUCGUGACUGGUAUUCAGAUGGAGACAUGCCAUCUGACGCAUUGCAAAGCGGAUGCAAAGAUAUCGCCAGACAACUCUUUGAAAACAUUCCUGAUAUUAAUGUGAUUAUGGGGGGUGGACGGAAAAGCAUGUACCCCAAAAACACACCAGAUGUGGAGUACCCAUCAGAGAAGAAGCACAACGGUACCCGCAAAGACGGCAGGAAUCUGGUGGCGGAGUGGGUUGACAGAGUGAAGGAUAAGAAAGGUUUUUAUGUUUGGAACAAGAGGGAUCUCCUUUCUCUGAACCCAAAUAAUGUGGAUUAUCUGUUAGGCUUAUUUGAACCAGCAGAUCUGGCCUAUGAACUGGAGAGAAACAAUGAAAAUGAUCCUUCUCUCACCGAGAUGGUGGAGGUGGCCAUCAAGAUCCUGAAAAAAAAUGAACGUGGAUUCUUCUUGCUUGUGGAAGGUGGACGCAUUGACCACGGACACCAUGAGGGAAAAGCGAAACAGGCCCUGCACGAGGCUGUGGAGAUGGACCGGGCCAUUAAGCGGGCUGAUCUCCUCACCAGCAUUUAUGACACAUUGACAGUAGUCACAGCCGAUCACUCUCAUGUCUUCAAUUUUGGAGGCUACACGCUACGAGGAAACUCAAUCUUCGGAUUAGCACCCAUGGUGAGCGAUGUUGACCAGAAACCCUUCACAUCCAUUCUGUAUGGAAAUGGUCCUGGAUUUAAAUUGGUUAAUGGCGUUAGAGAAAACGUCUCAACUGUGGACUAUGAGCAUAACAACUAUCAGGCACAGUCGGCUGUUCCUUUGCGCAUGGAGACUCACGGAGGUGAAGAUGUGGCAAUCUUUUCCAAAGGCCCCAUGGCCCAUCUUCUUCAUGGAGUCCAGGAACAACAUUACAUUCCCCAUGUAAUGGCCUAUGCAGCUUGCAUCGGUCAAAACAAAGAUCACUGUCGUACAAAAUCUGGUUCGGCCCCCUCUCUUAAUCACAUCUCUCCUAUGCUGGCUGUUUUUCUCACAGUAACUUGGCUUUUUUGUUGACCUGUUUUGUCCUUUUUAUCUAUCACUAUUCUGUGAUUAGAUUAGUAACUAUUUUAACUAAUUCCUUCAGAUGGAGUUUGCCAUUUUUAUAAUAUGAUGUUUUUAAAAAAUUUCUUACCAACAUAGGGACCAAUGCCCGGGCAUUAUGAAGAGCCAGAUGUGAAUAUGGUCAAUAUGAAGAAUGUUUAUGAGAUUUUAUUGGGAAACAAAAGUAAAUUGUGGCCGAUUUUCAAACUUUCAUUUAUGAUAGUGUCUUAUGAUACAAGUUUAAAGUUUGCAUGAAUUGCAAAAGUGUUUCAAUGGUUUGCAAAAUAGCCCCUUUCACACAUACAGCACUUACUGGAUAAUUUCUAGGCAAUUUUGUAGUAACAAGAGGAGCUGUAUGAUAUCAUUAAUAAAAAAUUACUAUUUUGUUUCUUGUGCGAGUAAUAAAAAUGCCAGACACAUUGUGGACCACAUGUGUUCGCAAACAUUUGUUUUUAAAUCGUAAGGGUUUUUGGCACAUCACGGGAUUACCGGCAUCUGGUCCCAAUGUGUGAAUGUGAAUGGUAGUGAAUUAAAAAAGUAGGAAAACUUUCGCAAGUGCAAAUAAUUUUACGGCAAUUUACCAUGUUGGAUGUAUGAAAAGGGCUAAUGAAAGUCGAGGCAUAAUCAUGUCAAAGAUCUUUAUCUUACAUAUUUUGGUAGUAUGCACACUGCUAUGUCAAGACGACGUCUGACAAGAAACCAUACACACUCUAAAAACAAACGGUGCUAUAUAGCACCAAAAGUGGUUCUUUGCUCGUAAUCAUAGAAGAACCGUUUUUAGUGCCAUAUAGCACCGGUGAAGCACCUGUGUAGAACCAUAUAGUGCUAUGUAGAACCAAAUGUGGUGCUAUAGUGGUGCUAUAUGGCACCUAUAUGGUUCUACACAGGUGCUUCACCGGUGCUAUAUGGCACUAAAAACGGUUCUUCUAUGGUUACGAUUCAAAUCAACAGUUUUGGUGCUAUAUAGCACCGUUUGUUUUUUUAGAGUGCAGUACAUCAUCCUCACGUACUUCAUAUAAAUGUGAGUUCAACGUACGUGUUCACGUCUGGCAAAUUGUUGGUUUGCAAUCUGCAGUACUUUCCUUAAAUUGUUUCCUGGUGGGUGUUAAAAAGACAUGUGGCAGACGUUAACGGAAUGUUUAUGAUUAACAUCUUUGUUUGGAUGUUUAAAUGUCUGAAUUUAAUCAUUGAGAUGUGAUGCUUUCCAGAAAAUGCACUCUAAGCGGUGUAUCCGUACUAGCUGGAGAUUUGGUCGUUUAAAGGUUAAAUAUCUCAAUACAGAAAUCACUGUUAACUGUUGCUUAACACAUUGUGACCCUUUACUUAGCAUUUGCUCUAUUUGUGACUCUGCCUGUGAAACAAUGGCUAGUCGCGUAAUCUAAUUUUGAUAUUUAGAGCGUCAAAGUAAACAUUGUGAUUAUUGCUGUAAAUUACAGAUUUAAAUGACUUUUAUUUGAAACAUGAAAAAUACUGAAAUGAAUGAUUUUAUUGACACUACGUUUUUAUUUUUCUGCACAAAAAUACCCAAAUUUGGCUUGGUAACCAUUGACUUUCGGUCACAUUUUACCUAAAUUUUUAAUCAAAUACAAUCUACCUCAAUGGUAUGUGAUGGUCACUCCAAGGACUGAAGUUGGGUCAAUCAAAUCACCAAUAGUCCCAUCUGAAGAGGCAAAGCUAUUUUUAUAUAUACGUUCCAUUUCCCCAUGAAGAAGCAAUUUUUUGUUUGUUUAUGCCAAAAGACCUUUUCCUUUUUAAAUUCAUGUUUUAUUUUGUGUUUCCCACAAAAAUAAUGUCUAUAAAUCUUUAAAUUGGCAAUUUUACGGUCACAUUUUACAGUAGGGUUGUAUUUGUUAACAGUUGCAUGAACAAACAAUGAGAAAUAUGGUUUAGCAUCAUUUAUUUGUGUAUGUUAAUGUUUCGUACUUCCAAUACAUGUUAGUUGUUCAUGUUAGUGAACAGUUACAACUUUUGAUUUUAAAAAUGUAUUCAUAAAUGCUGAAAUUAAAGGGCCCAUAUUACUCAAAAUCCACUUUUUCAAGAUGUUUGAACAUAAAUGUGUGUUGGCCGUGUGUGAACAAAACAACCCUACAAUGAAAAAAAAUCCAGCCACUUUUUCUUUUUUAAUCCCAAUUAAACCAGAGCAGUCUCAUUAGACAUGCUGUUUUGAUUCUCUUGUUAAUGUGACGUCACACAAAGCCCCGCCCACGGCCACUGACUGACUGCUUAAUUUUAACCAAAAGGUUUUCGUAAUGUAUUUGUUAGCAUGUUGUAGCAAAAUACUAUUGUCCCAGACUGUAUUCACAGGAAUCAGAUUUAUUUUUUACCGAAAGUAGUAGCUCAUUUGCAUUUAAAGGUACACACAUGAAAACAGCACUUUUUGCUCCCGCGAAUUUUUAACAUGAUAUAACAAACGAUCUGUGUGGUAUUUUGAGCUGAAACUUCAGAGACACAUUAUAAAUGAGCUUAAUAUGGGUCCUUUAACAGCAACUAAGAUAAAUAAAUGUUGUAAAAUUAUAUUGGUCAUUCAUGUUAGCAAAUGCAUUAACUUAUGUUAAUAAAUACAACCUUUUUGUGAGGUGUUUUUACCUAGAUUGCUGUAUCUGACAACAAUACCUUAUCAGACCAAACAGGCUGUCUUUCAAGUACUGACUGCAACAUCUGAAUGAAAAUUUAAAAUGUGCAAUUAUUGUGUUUAUAUCUGUAGCAGUCUAUGAGCUCAUUGAAUGUAUUGGAUUUCAUGUCAAUGACUGUGAUUUUUAUUUUGAAGUUUUUGUUCAUUUGAACCUGUUUUUAAACAUGCUGAAAGAACAGACAUAACAGAUGUCAUAAAAACUACUAAGGUCUGAGACGAAAGGAAAAAUAAAGAGUGAGAGCGUGGGAAAAA
Messenger RNA from Misgurnus anguillicaudatus (oriental weatherfish), 4698 nucleotides. RefSeq names its product alkaline phosphatase, biomineralization associated (gene alpl). The record is from RefSeq and is a predicted model, not a curated record. Gene Ontology annotation, cellular component: plasma membrane. NCBI's taxonomy places the organism in Eukaryota, Metazoa, Chordata, Actinopteri, Cypriniformes, Cobitidae. Gene Ontology annotation, molecular function: alkaline phosphatase activity. Gene Ontology annotation, biological process: dephosphorylation.